UUCUCCAAAGACCUUCCACCCAACAGCAACCAUGAAACUCUUCCUAUUGGCUUUCCUCUGUUUCUGUGGCCUCAUAGCAUAUACUGUGGAAGGUGUGGGAAGUGAAGUCAUGAAAAGAAGAUUUUGUGUGAGUCUGACAAGCAAGCGCAUACCUGUCAACUCAGUCAAAAGCUACAUCAUUGAAGAGGGCUCAAUGAGAGCAGUGAUUUUUGUCACCCGUAAAGGGAUUAAAAUUUGUGCUGAUCCUGAGGUCAGUUGGGCAAAAGGUGUCAUCAGAGCUGUGGACAGCAGAACCACAAAAAGAAACCUGACUCAGACCAAGCCUACCUCACAACCAUCUACUGACAGGAUCAUGAGCAUAUCUGGGAAGCCAACAUCUAGGAGUGUGGCUUAAUGGAUAGUUUGCUGCACUGGAACUCAAGAAGAUAUGGAUUCAAAUCCUAGCUGUGUCACCUGGACUAAUCAUUUAACUAUAGAAUUGACCUCACAGAGUUACUGUGGUGAUAAAAAUAGAGAAUAUAUUUUGCAUACUUAAAAGUAUUAUAUAAAUGCCAGUUAUUAUUGCUUGCACUUUGUCUCUCCUGCUGGCUUUCAAAGGAAAUAAAGUGACUGUAUUCUCAUGAAUUGAUUGGAUUGUAUUCACCUUUCAGGAAGGACUGUAUGAGCCAGAAGAUACUCUGUACUUUCAUUUUUCAUGUUCAUGUUUUUAUAUUCAUUUUAGAAUUAUGAUUAAAAUAUUUAUUUUUUCAGAAUAA
Messenger RNA from Monodelphis domestica (gray short-tailed opossum), 755 nucleotides. It is a transcript of the gene XCL2, whose product is annotated as X-C motif chemokine ligand 2. Gene Ontology annotation, molecular function: chemokine activity; CCR chemokine receptor binding. NCBI's taxonomy places the organism in Eukaryota, Metazoa, Chordata, Mammalia, Didelphimorphia, Didelphidae. Gene Ontology annotation, biological process: inflammatory response; chemokine-mediated signaling pathway; positive regulation of cell migration. The record is from RefSeq and is a predicted model, not a curated record. Gene Ontology annotation, cellular component: extracellular region.